GGAGCCGUGAGCCCGCGACAUGAGAGAUGAGAGCCGGCCGGUCAGCCCGCGACGACGCUGCCCACACGAAAUCCUCGAGCGCGCGACAGCCACGCCGCAACGGCACGCCCUUUCCGGUCCAUUUCCCGGACCCCGGUCGACACCACGCGCGCGCACCUCGCCGGACACGAUAAAACAAGCCGCUUUUCCCUCCUCUUCAGCGUAUACACGCGCCGCUGGUGUACCAACUCGCGUUUUGCCUUCUGAAGCCUUCUGAAGCCGAGACGCCACCUGGUUGGCUCGCUGCUGCCCGUUGCGCUCCGGCGGCAGCCAAGCCAAGUGCUCUCGCCCGCCCGCCGGAAGUCCGGCCGCGCGUGCGCGAUGACCUUCCCGCUGGUGUGCUACUGCAACGCGGUGCCCCGGCCUAUCGCCGCCGUGUUCAGGUUCCUCCACGCCACCGCGCUGGCCUUCGUGCUCAUCCUCUGCCUCCUCGGCCUCUACGAGUUCCCCUACACCCCCGAGGAGCACGCGGCGCUCAUCAGCGGCCCUCGCCGCCGUCCCAACCGGGACGGCGCGCUUCCGGAGACGGUGAAGCGGCGGCUGCCCCCCGUCGAGUUCGCCGCGCACCUGGCGGAGCGGUCCCGAUCGUCGACGUCUAAGAGGCCGGGUCGCCACGAGGACGAGGAGGAGGACGACGGCGGCGACGCGAGCACGUGCAGGGUGUGCCUGGAGCGGCUGGAGCCGACGGACGAGGUGCGGCCGCUGGGCAACUGCGCCCACGCCUUCCACAGAGGCUGCAUCGACCGGUGGAUCGACGUCGGCGAGGCGACGUGCCCGCUGUGCCGGUCCAGCCUGCUGCCUCGUCAGCGCGGGGGGCUGCUCGCCAGUGCCAGGGCCCGGUUCAGCGGCUAGUUCUCCAUCCGUACCUGCACGAGGGGCAGUUUUGUCAUUUCAGCGUCGAUGGUACUUGGUGCAGCAGGCCGAUCGCGGGCUGUUCGCGAUCAGGACGACUAACCACCGAGCAGUACCUGUGCUAAUCAAUGGGCACGCACGAAAUUAUUUGACCAACUCCUGGUGAGAAAAUAUAUGGAGCAGUACCGUCCGUGUUUAGGGAAGAGAUCGGAUCAGUGAUCACAAUAAAAGAUUGGCCCAUUGAGAAUUUGAGAUGGGCUGGCAAUGUGUCCUGCGUGUCCGUCAAGUCCAGUCCAGUCCAGUGCACUGUUCUAUCUUCUGGAAUUGUUGGGUACGAAGCUGCAUCCGUGUUGACACGUUGUUAUCGAUGAUUUAAUUUCUUAA
Molecule: messenger RNA, 1275 nt
Organism: Triticum urartu
Lineage: Eukaryota; Viridiplantae; Streptophyta; Magnoliopsida; Poales; Poaceae
Biological process (GO): protein ubiquitination
Molecular function (GO): zinc ion binding; ubiquitin protein ligase activity
Source: RefSeq, a predicted model, not a curated record